CAUUUGUUCAAGUUUGAGUUUGAGUUGGAGAAGAGGGGACGGGCUCGGAAAGAGAAGACGGUGAAAGAUCAGCCAGCGUUGGGAAGAACUAAGAUCUUACUGGAUUAGAAGAUAACGUAUCAUUGGUCUCAGCUUUUUGUGGGCAAAUUGUAAUAUGAAGUUCGAGGAUAUUCUGGGAGAGAUUAAAGGCUUCGGAAGGUUUCAGAAAGUGCUCGUUCUGCUGAGCUUUAUUGGUCGAUUCACCCUGCCCUGUCACUUCCUGCUCAACAACUACAUCGGAGCCAUCCCAUCCCACCACUGCAACAUCGGUUACCUGGACGAUGAAGGCCUCUUUGAAAAUUUGACUUGGGAGCAGAAACUUACUGUCAGUAUUCCGAGACAGGAAGAUGGGAGUCUGGCUUCCUGUCACAUGUUUGCUGAACCUCAGUUCCAGUUUCUGGGUGCUAAAUCGAAUUUCACAGAUGUUCCACUCAUUAAGUGCCCAAAUGGAUGGAUUUUUGACAACAGCACCUUCCUUAGUACUCUUUCCACUCAGUGGGAUCUGGUGUGUGACAAGAGAGAGAUGAACAAAGCCAUAGCAACCAUCUUCUUCAUUGGAGUGAUGUUGGGAGCAGCUUUGUUUGGAAGCUUAAGUGACAGGUAUGGGCGUAAGCCAAUGCUCUUGGUCUCGUACGUUUUAGGGAUGAGCUUUGCUGUGGCCAGUGUUUUCUCCACCUCUUUCAUCAUGUUUGCAGUUCUGAGGUUCUUCACCGGCCUUGGCAUCACCGGCAUUGUCAUUGUCUCCAGUGUGCUUAUUGUGGAGUGGGUGGACAUCAAGAGCAGAAAGCUGGUGGGGAUGAUUGACAGCAUGAGCUGGUCAUUUGGCUACAUGGUUCUCCCUGCUAUGGCAUAUGGAGUGAGAGACUGGAAGUGGCUCACAAUCACAGCCACCUCCCCUCUUAUUCUUGCCAUCAUCACCUGGAGGUGGAUUCCAGAGUCUGCUCGCUGGUUAAUCGCCAACGGGAAGAUCAAGAAAGCUCAAUUUUACCUGGAGAGAUGUGCCAUCAUUAACAAGAGGAAAGAAGCCACUUCCAGCCUGAAACCAGAGGUUCUGUCCUGUAUAGUGUCAGAAGGUGGAAGCAGAAAAUACUCGUAUUUGGAUCUGAUGAGAACGCCAAAGAUGAGGAGACUGGCUUUUCUGACUGGCUUGACCUGGUAUGCGGUUGCCUCUACCUACUAUGGCAUCAGCUUCAAUAUCAAAGGCUUUGGCUUGGACCUUUACCUAAACCAGUUGCUCUACGGGUUUGUGGAGAUUCCUGCUAAGAUCCUUAUUUACCACAUGCUGGAUCGAAUCGGACGCCGCAGAACUGAAGCUGGGGUGCUGCUGUUGGCUGGCUGCAAUCUGAUCAUUAACGUAUUUAUUCCCAAAGAUCAGUGGAUAGUCCGCUCAGUGAUCGGAGUGCUGGGAAAAGGCUUUGCCUCUAUGGCCUUUUCAACACUCGUACUCUUCAGUUCUGAGCUGUACCCAACCGUCAUUAGGCAGAAUGGGAUGGGCUGGAACUCCUUCAUGGGUCGAAUGGGCGUGGCUAUUGCUCCGCUGAUCCUCCUAUUGGAUGAAAUUUGGGGUCACAUGUCCCAGAUUAUUCUAUGUGCCAUUGCAGUAAUUGGCAGUGUGAUUGCCUAUCAACUACCUGAAACACGGGGCAGGUGUCUGCCUGAGACUAUAGAGGACGUGGAAGGGACCAGGAAGGACCAAGACUUCACCCUAAUCCAGAAGAAAGCAGGUGAAGAUCUGGAAAAUGGAAGAUAAGAAGACACAAAUAUCAUAAUUCCAGAUAUAAUCUGUGUAUAUGUAAAUUAUCUCAUGUUUCCUGUACUGUGUGUGUCCUUUUGUAAAUUAUGCUUCAUAUGUUAAAUUGAUAAAUACUUUCUUUUUUUCUGUUUUAUUUUUUUAUUUUUUAUUUUUUUGCAAGGAAUUACAAAUCAUAUCAGUUUUAUUUAGAUGUGUGUUAUGAUUAUUAAUGUUACGAUUGCAUCUUUUUAAUUUCUUUUGUGAAAGUUCUUUUUUAUCAUAACAGUAAACAUCUUGCUACAGAGCUAUAUGCUGUACAUAUCCAGGGAAUGCCAAGGAGAGAACAGAUAAUGAAUAACCAAUCGGAUAAAUAGAAAUUUCAUUAAUAAAAACACAUAAAGCCUAGUCUCUCCCACAUACAGUAUAAAAUAUAUAAAACUUUAAAUAAAAUGUAAAAUACAAAAAUUGCAAACAACUCAUGAAGUAAAAUAAAUUAUUCUUUUGAAUGUAAUAAUUUGGUAUGUAAUGUGUUGAUAAUUAAAGUUUAAACAAUUCAAGUAAAAAUAAAGAAAAAUAGAAAAAAAAAUAC
Astyanax mexicanus (Mexican tetra) is the source of this 2360-nucleotide messenger RNA. RefSeq names its product solute carrier family 22 member 7. Gene Ontology annotation, biological process: transmembrane transport. Gene Ontology annotation, molecular function: transmembrane transporter activity. The coding region runs from base 155 to 1789 and encodes 544 amino acids. Lineage: Eukaryota; Metazoa; Chordata; Actinopteri; Characiformes; Acestrorhamphidae. Gene Ontology annotation, cellular component: membrane. The record is from RefSeq and is a predicted model, not a curated record. The transcript is spliced from 10 exons.